GAGUCGUGUGCCGGGUUUCUUUCAACAGUGUGAAAAAUUGUGUGUUGGAAUGGAGAGUAUGGUAUGUCAAAAAACUGUUCACCUAAUGACUCUGCAACGCGAACGAAUUUCGGACUGAGCCUGGGAAAUGAGGUGUGAAGAUGAGUUGUUCACCGUCCGCUCGCACUAUAAUCUGCAAUGAAAUAUUCGAUGAAAACAGUCUUCCAUCUGAAGAAGAGGUUCACGACUACGCAGUGAAGAUCGGCAUCGAUCCGGAUAGCGAGCCGCAUCUGCUGCACCUGGCGCGGGAUGGUCUCAUGCAAGCGCUACCGCCGGGUUGGAAGCCGUGUUACGACGAGGAGUUGCAGUCGUGGUACUACUUCAACUUCAAGACCGGCGAGUCUCGGUGGGAGCACCCGCUGGACGACGUGUAUCGCCGGCUGGUGGUGAAGGGCCGCUCGGAGAGCAUCAGCUCUGCAGGAGAGGAAGACUCAAAGACAUCACUGAAAGAAGAACUGAGGAGCUACGAGGAAGGGUUGGGUUCUGAAGGACUGGGCAGUACAGGUGCAAAACCAACUGGCAUCACCUACUUAAAGAAGAGCUCCAUACAACUGGUGGGUUUCCCCAAUGCACCACUGAAGAAAUCACCCCUGUCUCCAGUUGUUGCACUUCCUGGUACCAUGGUAGCUACCGGUGGACGGGUUCAAACAGCAACGCCAGGUGGGCGUGCGGAACCACUGAGAGUAGACCUCCGCUCACCUUCUGACAGGGAGGUUCUACCACUUAGCCGCAAUCGAAUCGACAUCGACAAAAUGGGAGCGGCGACGUUGCUCGGUCGCCCGUCGCCCGGUCCCAUCGACAUCGACAAGAUGAGUGUGGCACCCUUACUGGGAGAGAGUGGGGACGGCACGGCGAUGGUGACAUCUGCAUCCCGGAGGUCGGCUCUGCCCCCUUCUGCACAGGAGAAGCAUCCCCGCAGUCUCGUCCAGCAGGGCCGUGGGGAGCUCAAGCUCUCAGGUGGUGGCUCAGUUUUCCUCAAAUCACGCCAACAACAACACCAGCAGCAGCAGCACCAGCAGCAACAAGCUGCAACAGCAACCACACCUACAUCAGAAGACACUCCUGCUCCAGCAAGUGGCGCGGGUGGAUCGGGAGACGAGUCUUCCGUGCGACGAGGCAUUCUUCGAGAGCAGCGGUCCGGCUCCACUGAGACCAGAGAUGACUCGGCACGGUCCAGCACACCACUGUGGGAGAUGAACCCGGCACACAUGACAGGUGAACAGAAACAGCAGUGGAGGCGGCAAGAGCUGGAGGACGAGCAGAGAAAGAGCGUGCGCUUCAAUCUCCUCGACUCUGCUGAUCUGGACAUCCGAUUUCAGACAUCUGACAACGAAAAUGAUGAAGAAAAUGGGUCUGAGGACUAUGAAGAAGAGAGAAUAGAGAACAAUAAAGAAGAAACUUGGGAUUCAGAAGAGGAGGAUGAGAGAAAAGUAGAGAAGAGCCCUACACCCAUGAAGAAAGUUACAGUUUCUAUUCCAGAUGUUCGACAUUCAUCUGCAGACUGUAGGGAUGAAGAGAAGGAAGACAUAUCUAUAAAUGAGGAUUUGUGCCCCAUAGACAACGAGUGUAAAUUGGAAACACAGGUUGAACGAGUGGAACAUGCAUCGGAAUCUAUAUCUGGUGAACCUGUAAUGGUUUCAGAGACUCGUGAUGGACGCGAAGUCCCCGUUCGAGAAACUGACGCUAGUGUUAGUGAAAGGGACGGAGAACGUCCAGUGACGUGGAUGGCAGAAGUGAGUGUUGUACAGUCAACUGUGAUAUAUGACCAGGCACCUGAAAACAAUAUAAAGGACAAUGUAGCUAAUGAAGACACUGAGGGUCAUGGAGCAGCUGUGGUCAAGGAAGAACAACAGAUGGAGGAAAUGGAAGAAGUAGAGGAGGAGGAAGAGGAGGAGGUGGAAGAAGAAGAGGAAGAUGAGGAUGAGGAUGAAGAACAGGCAGAAUAUGUAAGUGGAAAAGAAGCCAAUCGAAGUGGAGAAACGGAUUCAAAGGAUCACAGUACAGGAAGUAAAGGGAAGGAAAAUGCUUUGAAAGAGGAACAAAAAGUACAAAGUAAGAUGCCAUCUGAUGAGGUAGAUGUUUCUGAACCCAAAGGAGCAGUGCACACAGAUGAGAUGGGCCAAAGUGAAGAGGACGAGGCAGCACACGUCAUCGUCAAUGAUGGGGCAGGCGAUAACAACGUGUCCGACGGUGGUGGCGAGUCUAGUGCGGAAGGUGAAAGAGCUCCACCCGUGCCGAAACAUAAAAUUAUUUUACGCCGCAUACUCGUGCAGAGCGACACUGUGACAGAAAGUGAAGACAUGGUGAGUGCCAGGGAAACGGUGGCGCAGGAAGACGAAGCCGUGAAACGGGACACACCCGUCGGAGAGAAGUGUGACGCUUUGAAAGGUGAGGCGGCGGUGAAGGGUGAAGGUGUCUCCAGGAGCGACGGCAUCUCCAAGAGCGACCCUCUCACGCGGAGUGACAUAGGUACCAAAAGUGAAGGUCUCUCGAAGAGUGACCCACUUACGAAAAGUAGUGAAGGUGUCAGUGCAAGUGAACGAGUUAUACGAAGUGAAGAAGCAGACGGGGCAGCUCCGGAAAUACCUGCCGCAGCACAGGACGCUGGUGGGAAGGAAGCAGGGAAGGGAGAACCGGCAGCAGCACUGAGCGAGAGGACUACGCAGAGCGAAGCCUCUGAGGUGACGGCCCAGAGCGACGAGUCGAGCCGCGAGGAGAGGGACGAGCCGGUACCGAGCGCCAGGUCUCUGCCGGUGGAUGGAAAAGCUGCGGCCAGUCCUGUCAGGGCAGUGCACAGCGAAGAAGCAGGAGGCAACAGUGCUGCAGGACUAGCCCUAAGUAGAAGUGAGACUGUAGAAACUUCACCAGAAAGGGACAUGGCCAAUGGAACUGCAUCAACAUCUGACAGCAGUCCACUCCCAAAACUGGUUCGGGUGCUGAAGUCCACAGUUUUCAAGUCAUGCGAAAGUGACCUUCAAAUGCACCUCCACCAGUCAGGAUUUCUGGAGGGCCAUGGGAAGCCGGAAGACACGGUAGCGUGCACCACCACCGCGACCACGACCACCAGCAGUGGGACCAGCAUCGACGUGGAUGUGAGGAAGGAGGCGAACCUGCGGCUCAAGGAGAGGCUGCAGGAGAUGGAGCGACAGGCGGCCGAGACUGUCCGGCUGCACCGGGAGAAGCUUCAGGCUCAGGUGGAUGCUGCUGUACAGGAGCUGGAGGCGGAGCAGGAACAAAGACUUUCAGAGCUGGCUGAACGACUGGCACUGAAGGAAGAAGUGGAACGAGAGAGGAUUAUCAGUGAAUCCCGGUGUCGACUGGAUGCUAUCAGGGUCAACACAGAGCAGCAGGAGCGUAUUCUCAGGGCAGAGUGCGAAGUGAGGCUGCAGCAGCUAGAAGCAGACUGCAGGGCACGGCUGGAGGCAUCGCAACGGGCACGCGCUGAGGAGAUGGCGAGGAUAGAGGCGGAGGAUGAGGCGCAGCUGCGGGAGGCGCGCGCACGGCUGGCUGCCAAGCAGGCGGAGCUGCAGCGACAGGUGGACGCUGCGAUCGCCGAGAGGGAGGCCCUCCUGGCCAAGCACAGGAAGGAGUUAGCUGACCUGGAGAAUGAAGUGCGGCCAGAGCAGUUGUCGGAGGAGCACAGGGAAGCCUUGGACAAGCUGCGUGCAGAGCAGGAGGCGGCCCUCGAGAGGAUCAAGGCGCAGUUCCAGCACGAGGAGGAAGCUGUGCGGCAAGAACACGCAGAACGUUUGGAAGAGCUCAAAGUCCGUUUGGAGCUUGAGCGUCAGAGACUGUGGGACCGAGGUCUAGUUGAUGACAAUGAAUCUGCAAGACAACAACUAGUUGAAACCUCAAGGGUCUUUGAGAAACUGCGUUGUGAGAAACGAUUGUUGGAAGAUAAGUACAGAACCUUGAAAGAGAAGUACCUGCGACUGAAAACAGACGUGAAGAUCUCAAUGGAAAGGAGAAAACGGCGGGAAGCUGCUUUGAAUUCUGGUGGAACGGGGUCAGAUUCGGAGCGCAUCGUGUCCCAGCGGGCUACUGGCACAUCAGGCCCUGUGUUUGAAAGGUCAAAGUCUCUGAACACUGAGAAAUCACGGUCAGCAGCAGACCGCCAGCGCCAACUCUCGACGGCGGCGGAAGACACCGUCAUGGCGAACCGCGGUGGCAACGGCCCGGCCCAGCAGCAGACGCAGGCGCAGCCAGGGGCGGGCAAGUUGCUGACAGGUGAGGCGAGAGAUGCACACAACACAAAUGACAUCAAUAAAGGAGGCACCAAUGGGAGCAGCAACAACAACAACAACAUCAACAAUACAGCUGGCAACAACACCAACUCCAACACCAACAAUAACAGCACUCGGCGGCGGCGACAGCUGUUCAGUCGACACCACAGCACCCCGACAGCGCGAACAACUAACAAUAACGCUGCCAACAACAACAACAAUAUAGCACACUCUAUUGACGUCGACAUUGAUGGUGAGAUCAAUGGUGAUUGUGGCAGAAGCUGUUCGCCUGUUGAAAACUUGCGCCGCCAGCUGCGGACCCUUGAAGACCUCGAAGACCAGUUCCCAGCUGCUAGCCACACAGACACAUACCUGCGCUACCCUUUCUCUGACACAGGGAAGUUUGGCAGCUCAGAGCUCGAGUUCUUCCGACAUCGCAUUCACCUAGAACGGGACUCGGUUCGUCGGGCUAAAGAUUUUUUGCGGAUGCAGCGAGACAGUUUCCAGGCUCGACAGAAUGAGCUGAGGCAGAGGCAAGAAGGGAGAGGACCAUCUGCGAGGUCUAUGCUUGAUCAGUUAUAUAAGGAGGAGCGGGAGCUGACGGACAUGGAGGUGAGCCUGCACCGCACCAAGAGCCUGCUGGGGGAGAAGAUCAUCCGGCUGCGCCACCUCGAGCAGUCCUUGCAGCGGGCCGGUGAGAUUGCACCCGACGGCCAGGUGGACAACGCACAUCCUAUCUCCGGUGGGCCAGGAGGGACAACACUCAGUGACCUCUCAUCUCACAGUGGGAGCUCUGGGUUCAGUAGCACAGAGCUUGCAACAGACACACAAGGUCAAGUUAAUGACAUGACUCGCAGAGGGGCCCACUAUCAGGAGUCGACAGAGAUCAUUAAGAGCCUGGAGAACCUUAACACUGAGAUUAGAGAGAUAUGGGAUGUCCUCAACAAGCAGCAAAAGGAUGGAAAUAUUGCAUCAAACAGCCUGCCACCUCCACCACCCUUGGCGUACACGUGGGUGCCUCCCGUUACGGUGCCGGUGGCAGUUCCCGCGUACCACCACCCACCACCACCAGCUCAGCUUCGGCGCUACGGAGGAGUACCCGACACCACCCCCACUCAGUCGGGCCUCGACCGUUCGCUCGUGGAGCGGACGCGCAGCCUGAGGGACUGGUUGCGGCAGGCUCGACUCGACGGAAAUGCGGCACGGGGCGUGCCUCCAGGGCCCGGCCAGACUCGUGUCACGACCGCUGCUAUCUGAGCUACUCAGCUCAGCUACCUCGUUCCCUGUCAAGUGGCAACACAUUCUUAAGCACAACUGUACAGUUUGCUGCUCUCCGCAUACUGCAAUAUUUCCAAUUUAAAAUCAUCUUAUGUUCAGAGAUAGGAGGUAACUCUUACUGCAGCCAUAUUCAAACCAAUUUAGUUGUAUGCUUGCGAGCAGUAGACAACUGUUCCACCUGCCACCCCUUCCCUGUCAAUUUGCUCGAGAGCUCGUGUUUCGUUGUAACUUUUACAAAAAUGAUAUUCUCUCUGCAAAAAAUGGCCACACUUGGGAGUAUAGUAUCACUGCCUAAUGUUUUCACCCUACUCAUCUAGACAAACACUCAUGUACUAUCAGUGGUAUAUUGAGAGUUUUUUUCUGAAUGUAGCACAAACAAUAUUGAAUGCAAGACAUUAUUAGCAAAUAUUAUGUUUGUGUCACACAAAAUUAAACGUGUAUCAGUUGUUGAACAGUGUCAAAAAGUUAAAGAGUUUUAUAAUAUCAUCAAGUUAACAAAUGAUAUGUAACAUUUGUAACCUGCUUCUUGUGAGAUACAUUCCCUAUUCCCAUGAAAACACAGUAUUCUCAUUUAUUCAAACUUUGCAUAUGCAAGAGUAUCAAAAAACACUGAUGUUCUGGACUUCUACAAGUGAACUAAAUGAAGUGAAACCUUUCACAGAAAGGUGUUUCUGUUAAUGCAGGAAAUACCAGAACAAUGGGUCAUGUUUCCAUAUGAAACAUUUUACAGCGUCCUGUUCAGUUUUCGUGUCAGAAUAUAUUUGGUGUUAAUAUCAAUGUCAUUCAGUCCACAAACUGUUACUGAAAAAGUACAACAAGAUGAGAAAGGCGAUAUUUAGUAAACUUACAGGAUGGAGAUUUAAUUAUUUGAAAUAUGGCUCCCAUUACAAAAACUCUUAACAUCUGCUAUUUCAGGGAGUUUGACCUGAGUUAUGCUCUUCCCAGCUAAGCAGUGUAUAAUCUCUUAAAUUCUAUGGUGCUAGAAAUCCUUCAUUCUUAAGCUUCACAUAUUCUCUCUCUGAACAUAACUGAAAUGUUUUGAUGGUUCCUAAAUGUAAUAAGCUGUUUGAAGCACCAGCUUUGUAGCCGCUAAACCGAAAUUGUUUUUCUAAAGCUCUUUGGGGAACAGGGGUUUCAGGACUGCUGUGCAAAGGUCUGCUCAAUUUCGGUUUCUACUGAAUGACAAGGUAUUUUUUACAACUUGCUAGCUUUCAAUAGGAGCAUCAUAGCAGGAUGUUAUAAGGAAAGAAAACAUAACAAGCCUGGAAAAUGUAUCGCGUUUUUGAAAAAUAUAAACAGCACAUUUUUUGUGAACUGAGAACAUCUGAAAAGACUGCCUGUACCAUUUUAGUCUCCUUACACGUAAUAAAACAGAAAACUUUGUCAUAAAGAAGGAAAAAUUUUGGUAAUGAUGUUGACCUUUGCUUUCUAAUACAGUCUGCAGUGAUGUUACAGGGUAAGUGUUGAAUGUACAUGAAAUGUUACUCAUUUAAAUGUCGUUGCAUGACAUACAUGACUACAUUUAUGUUUAUAUUUGAACUGAAUGUGGUUUUAAUAUUUAAUAAUGUAGCAUUACAGUUCUCUCGUGGUACCACUAAUUUUAUUUCAGCAAUACUAAAAGUUACAUGUGUGUUUUCCCAAAGCAUUAGAUUAAUUUACCUAUUCUUGCAUGGAAAACUAUUGUUACUAUAGCUUAAUGUUUAUCAUCAAAUAGUUCCUCAAGUAAUCUUCCUCAAGCAACAAGAAAGAUUUUUGCUUGAUUCUAGUGUCUGGCAUUAUUUCCCGUCCAAACUUUUUAUAUCUUAAAAAAUGUAAAGAAAAAAAUGUUAUUUUAAUGUGUGCGUAAAGCACUGAUAGAGCGAAAAAAUAAAUAAAAUUCCCGAAUCCUUACCCCUGCAAAAAGAAAAUAAGCUGCAGGUAUAGUAAUGUUUAAAAGUUCCCAUCUGCAUGUGCAAUUUCCUUAGUUCUCCAAUAUUAAUUGAAAUAUGUCAGUUUACUUACAAAUAAGACUAUAAAAACUUGCUGUACACCAGUGCUUCCUAUAUCUCUAUAAAUCACAAUCUCACAUCAAAAGACUAACAUCGAACAAAGCUACUUGCUAGAGAAAUGCAUGUAAAACUAAUGCUGUCUUUUGUAGAAGACAAACAAAACUGCUGCAGCUUAGAAUCAGAUGGAAAAAAUAACCAUUUAAAACUAUUUUUUCUCUCUCUUCAGUGAAUUACUGUGCAUUCUUCCUUUUUUAAAAACGUAGGAAAGGUAAGUCAAUAUAUGCAGUCGUCCGAUAUAUAUUUUACUAUAGAUUUAGUAAAUUAAAUGUAUACACAUUUCAGUGUAUGCAGAUGACUGAUUAUGUAAGUGGAUAUGAGCUGUGACAAGAAGUACAAGUUGGUGAAAGAAUCUGGUCUAAUGGUGUGCCAUAAAAUAUAAAGUUUAUGAUCUCAAGGAUAAAAUGAUUUCAAUAAACAAAAAAAUAUAUUCUCUAAAGUCAGCAUGUAUUGCUGAAUAAUCAAAGCAACUGUGAUUUCUGCAUUUGCAAUAUGGCUGGCAUUGUUUGCCAUUCAGAUUCCCUAUUUUUCCUAAGUUUCUCAAGCCUAAGAGUAUGAAUUGCAGACUUUUGUAUUAUUCAUAAACAAUUACUAUUUAAGUUGCACAAUCUGCAAAAGCUAGCAGAAUGAUCAUGAAGUGUAUUAAUUUUUUAAACAAUGUUAAUAUAUUCAUUCAUUCUAACAGUCUAUCUCUGUG
Schistocerca piceifrons (Central American locust) is the source of this 8282-nucleotide messenger RNA. RefSeq names its product centrosomal protein of 164 kDa (gene Cep164). The transcript has 24 exons. NCBI's taxonomy places the organism in Eukaryota, Metazoa, Arthropoda, Insecta, Orthoptera, Acrididae. The coding region runs from base 141 to 5519 and encodes 1792 amino acids. The record is from RefSeq and is a predicted model, not a curated record. Gene Ontology annotation, molecular function: protein binding.